GCCUUCAGUAUAUCAGACUUGUCUCCAGAGCAGCAAAAAAUCCUCAUUGACAUACGAAGACGAAAGACUGAACUUCUUUUACAGAUACAAGCUGUUCACCACAAUUAAUGGUCAAAAUGUCAAUGUUUGACGUUUCUUCAGGCUCAGCUACACCUCGGAUCAAUGGAAAGAUAGAGAUCGAAACUUGAUAAAAUCCUGGAGCACUUCAGACAACACUUGCAUAUAUUUAAUGUAUAAAUGUUAUCCACUUUUCAAUAAUGAUCUAAUAAAAAUUUUGUUGCUAUUAAAAAGAUAUGGGUUAUCUGAUAACUUUGACAGCAAGAAGAACAAAAAAAUCCUCCCAUUUUAUUUUAUUAAAUUGAUAAAAUCAAAAACAUUGUCUUCAGUAAAUCACACACCAUUUACUAACUUAACCAGGGAUCUAAUGGAGAUGAAUUGAUUAAAUAUUGCUUAUGUUGUGCUCACUUACUAGAAUGAAUAUGAAUGAACAUGGUAUCUCUCAAUCCAUGCGGGAUUGAUUAAUCAAGUAAUGUAUGUUUGGUUGCCUAGAUUACACAUACUUCUGUCGCAUCGAUACUCAAAGCAACACAAAAACCAUUCACGAUUCCUUUUAUAUCUUUUCCAAACCCAAACUUCAAUAAUGAAAUUACCCAACACCAAAAGGCAAAUUGUGCUUGAAUAAAUAACCCAUCGACAUUCCUUCCACCCUAAUAAAACACCAAAUCCGACACUCCGCCUUGAGCAUAACCAAAACAUUAACAAACCCACUCAGAAUACAUUAUGAGGGUUGAGAAACCUCGAACACAUCAACACCUCGCUUUUUAACAUUUCCAAAGGUUGAAAACACUCGCAACCAUCUAAAAAAACACCCUAUUUAUCCAACCAGCAGACCACGAACGCCGCCCCCAUAAAUUUCCCUAAAGGUCACCACUUACAUCUUCGCCAUUUCAAACUGAUUUUAAUCACUCAUUGGACGUACGCGAAGCGCACAAAUCAUCAAUUGUACUUUUCCGAAUUCCGUUAUCACUAUCAAACACCACCGGACGCUCCACAAUCAAAGAGAAAAAUUGUGUUAUCACCCGAAACCGGAAGCGGAAUAUUCGUUGAUUCACAAACAGGAAAGUGUGAUGCGAAACAUUUGACGUUAAGCCAAGAAUCUCGUCCGCCAGGAAUGUAGCGAUUUUUGAGACAAAGAUAGACGGUUUUUUGAAGGGGGAGGUCACGAACCAGCGCCGUGGGAACAAAAAAUCGAACUUUCCAAAAAUAGACCGUCGAUGACCACUUGGCGUUCGAAAUCUCGAAGGAAAUCGUCAAUCAUGAGGCAAGGGCGGGUCAUGGUUGGUGGAGCUUUUUCGAGAGAGGGCCAUCUGGUCCCGAAAUGCCUCAAGUAUCGGAUUUCUUGGCGGCUCGAGAUCACGUCAAGUGGAUCGGAGGCAGCCCGUAGAAAAUUUAUUUUUACGAGACGAAUAAGAAUAGCAAUAUUAAUUGUAAUAAUAAAGGCGUCCAAGGUUCAUAAAUGUGGGCGAAAUUUCAAACUCUGAAUCAGCCGCAUCAAACGACAACAAUAAUAGUAAUACUGGUGGUAAUAAGCCGGCCUGAAUGCCGCCAAACAGGACGAUUUUCACAUAUUCGCAUCCCCUCAUUCCAAGUUGGCGCAAUCCCGUCGCCAGAAAAACAAAAUCACGAACCUCACCCAAAAAAUAAUAAUAUUAAUAAUGGUGAUACCGUGGUUAAAAUACAACGGAACUGCGGUGUUAGUGCCUCUGGCGGGGACCUGUUUCACCCCUCUCCACCCGUAAGGGUGGGAGCCAGGGCCACCACCACCUUGAAACACAGGGAACAUCAUUCAUUCACUAUUCAUCAUUCACUCUUCAAGCACUCUUCAAGCGGUUAACAUAGUCUUUAUAUUCAAUAUCUGGACCUAACGGUCAUAAUAUCAUACUCGCUCUAGAACACACUUGUUAUUUAUUUAAUAAAACUAUAAAACGACUGUCCGCUGCUCUUAUUCAUAAUCCAUCAAACUUAACAUGGUCCUUCGAGCCGGAUCAGCGACAGUAAAUCAGUAACAGUGAUAAGUGAUAAGUGUAGUUCGAUAAAUCAUCAUCGCUUGGAAUUCAACAUUCCACCUAAAUCAUCAAGUAUUCAAAAAUCGGUAACGGCCGCGAGUGCAGUGCAAAUCAUCGAGGGUCAUUCAUCAAGAAACUCAGGUAGGCUUUAGUUUUGUCCAUUUUGCGUAGUUCAUUAUUCUCGUACUGACGAUGUCGAAUAACAAAUCUCUCUGGAAAUUUAUCGUUCUUGUUAAUGAUAUACAUUCACAUGCGGAGUUCAUCUCGGAAGUUACAAACCACCAAAAAAUAGGCGAGUUAAGAUGCAGGUUGGAAGAUUUGAAACGGGUACAAUCGAACGUACAAAAUCUUAUAGUUGAACAUAAAUCGGAAAUCGUGGUAUUUUUAGAUGACACGAGUAGCGAAGAAUCUAACAAACCCGCAGUUUAUAAUCUCGGACCCGUGCAAAGCUAUAUCCAUGAACUAUCGGAAUUAUAUACUGCUCUAAUCAAAAAAGCCGAUUUGUUGUAUCAUCUUCCUUUCCCGAAUUCGUUUAAUGUAAAUACUAACAAUGCUCAUCUCGAAAAACGUUGUGAAAAUCUAAAACCCAUAAAAGUGGACAACAUGCUAAAUGGAGAACCCAUUAAACUUCAUAAGACUACCGAUGCUCCGGUUAAGGUGCGGUUUACCCCUGCACUAUUCAUUAAUUAUAAAACUAUCGAUAACAAAAAAGUCAUUAUUUCAGAAACGCAUAAGUUAAUACCGAAUUCUCACAAAUUAUUAUCAAAUUCAAUAUCAAGCAAACCGAAAAAUCAUCCGGAUAAUAAUUCUUGCAACUCUGUGGGCAUGUCCCAAACUAAGAUAGAUAGCACAUCCAAUCCAAAAUCAGACACCGCGUUAGUUCCAAUAAAAAAUCAUACAGAUAAUUUGAAAGAUUGUAGCUCAUUAUUGGAUACCGGUAAACAAUGUGAAUCCAAAACCAAAUAUUUGGGUAAAUCAUUAAAAUCAAACACAAAGAAGGUACAAGUAAGCAAUAAUCAAUCAAUCCCGUGUUUUAUAUGUUCCCAAAUGCACAACAUAUUCAAUUGUACAACUUUUUUAAGUUUAACGCCCAACGAUAGAGUGGAACAAAUAAAGAAAAUGAAUCGUUGCUUCAAUUGUUUAAGAAGUAAUCAUGUCGCGAAAAAUUGUUACAUAUCAAGGCAUUGUAAACAAUGUCAUAAGAAGCACCACACGCUUUUGCACGCAGAAACAAACAAUAACCUUCCCAAAAAUGAAAUAAAAAAUAAACCAGAUGAGGAUUCCGAUAAUCCUGAAGACACCUCGAAAUGUAAUUUAACUAUUCCGUCUAGUGUACUUUUAUCCACCGGUUUGAUUCGCGUAAUGGGCCAAUCAGGUAAAGUAAAAGAAUGUCGCGUUUUCUUGGACAUCGGGAGUCAAUCUCAAUUCAUCACCGAAAAUUUGGGCAAGGCUUUGGAAUUACAUAUUCAUAGCAUCGAUACGUCAAUCGUAGCAAUUCUUGAUAAGAAAAAACAUUCAGAAAAUGCCGAACUUAAAAUACAAAAUCAUAUUAUGAAAAAUCCACCGGCGCUUCAAAAUACCGCGCUGGAGUUGAUUCUUAAUGGCAGUUUUGGGCAUUUAAGAAAUUCACAUCAUCACAAGAUUAGUUUGAGCAAAAUCAUUUCUCAUUCCUUGGAAGUUGAAACCGUCAAAACCGGAAGCAGGUUAUUAAGCAAAGGUUUUAAAACCUCUCUUUGUGCAACCCCUCUUCAAAAUACCACCGGCCAUACACCCGAUGGUCGUUUCGUAAUUAAACUCCUCUUUUCGGAAAAGUUGGGUCGUUCCACAGUCCCUUAUUUCGAAAAUCCACUUCAAUUAAGAAAUUCCGGAGAAGGGAUUCUCCAACCGUUAUUGUUCGCAGAGGGUCGUAAUCAUAAACUUACCGAGGGUUUUAUUGUCUUUCUAAGGAAGUACCUAGACCUUGUACACCUGAAGGUACUUAACGAAAAUUCGUUAAAUAAUACUAUUUACCUGCCACACAAUUGUGUUUCAAAUCUCCAUGUUUCUUCCAAUAAACUCUGCGAGGUUGUUGACCGUUCAAAUCUUAGCUCAAACAAUUUAAGCCUAAAUGACAACUUAUUAACCGGCCCCGUUUUUCAACCCGAACUUUUAACUACGUUAAUUCAUGUCCUCACAUGCGACGUAUCGAAAAUGUACCGGUGCGUUUGGCUUCACUCUCACGACGUCACAAAUUUCGUAGGUACUAGGCGCAAGCUAAACGAAUUGCUAUUAGGGAAAGAAUUUCAGAAUAAGCUAAAACCAGAAAAUACCAAAUGGAGUUUAAUCCCCCCGCGUGGGCCCAAUGUUGGUGGUUUGUGGGUAGCGUGGAUUAAAUUCGUAAAAACUCACAUCCAGCGCGUUAUCGGAUACAACCAUCUAACGUACGAGAUGAUGUAUGCGCUUUUGGUCAGGAUUAAAGCUGUCAUGAAUUCGCACCCUGUGACGCCGCUUUCCAGCGACGUUACUAAUUUAGCCGCACUGACUCCGGGACAUUGUCUUGUCGGCCCUCCAUUGACAACUCCAGUAGAAAAGAAUCACGGCACUUUUCCUGUCAACAUCCUUUCCCGUUGGCAAUUGAGUGAAUCCUGUCGCCAACAUUUUUGGAAGCGCUGGUCCGCGGAAUAUCAUACGACGCUGCAGGGGAGAUCCAGGUGGCAAACCCUCUCAAGAAACGUUCCCGGCACUGGAGCUCUGGUACUACCGAUCAAAGAGGACAACCGGCUCCCGUUGCAGUGGCGAUUACAACGAAUAGUGCAAGUGCAUCGCGGCAAAGAAGAUCUUGUUCACAUAGUGUUUGUGCAGUGUCGAAAUUGCAUCAUAAAGUGCGCCAAUUCGGAAACGGCAUCUCCAUUUACUAAUUCGGGUUCUGGUUAUCUGUUAACUCAUUACAUACACACUAUUGUAAAUAAAGUUUGUCCACUCGUAUUGUACCUGAUAAAGAGUUGUAAAUCUCUCUUUCAGGUGUAUUCCAAGUACCUAUAAAUUACAUUCAUUCUUAUUGUAUGUGGGCAACUUGUUGUAAAUCGCUAUUCUUAGUUUACUGCCCAUAUUGUAUAAUCACUGUUAAUCCAUUCUAUACAAUGUUAAUUGUAGUAAAUCUUACUCAUGUAUUCUCAAUUGAUCAUUAUGAUAUCAUGUUAUCACUCUAACAUUCUAUUAUUUGGUAUUAAAACAAUGUAAUUGUUUCAAGGCGGGGGGUAUGUUAGUGCCUCUGGCGGGGACCUGUUUCACCCCUCUCCACCCGUAAGGGUGGGAGCCAGGGCCACCACCACCUUGAAACACAGGGAACAUCAUUCAUUCACUAUUCAUCAUUCACUCUUCAAGCACUCUUCAAGCGGUUAACAUAGUCUUUAUAUUCAAUAUCUGGACCUAACGGUCAUAAUAUCAUACUCGCUCUAGAACACACUUGUUAUUUAUUUAAUAAAACUAUAAAACGAC
Molecule: messenger RNA, 5543 nt
Organism: Zophobas morio
Lineage: Eukaryota; Metazoa; Arthropoda; Insecta; Coleoptera; Tenebrionidae
Gene: Step
Product: steppke
Exons: 3
Coding region: 2259-5087 (942 amino acids)
Biological process (GO): regulation of ARF protein signal transduction
Molecular function (GO): guanyl-nucleotide exchange factor activity
Source: RefSeq, a predicted model, not a curated record